AUGCCGUCUACUAAUCGUCUUAGGCGCCACAAGCGAAAGAAUGCAUCUGGUGGUGCCAAAUCUGUCGUUGAGAGGCAGCCGGUGCAGAUAGACAACACGGAAGAGCCACACCUCUUUGAUUUGCCCGAUUCGCUAACAGUAGUUGACUUGAAGUCUCAGAGGACUAUGAAGCAGGCUUGGAAUUCCGUAUCGACCCGAAUCUCUCGGGACGCUCGAACAUCUGGCGAUCAUCGAAAGGUCGAGCAUCUCGCCGCAACGGAAACAAAACGCCAAAACAAAGACGCCCCAGAACCUAAAGGCAAUGAGAUCAAGAAGGGAGCCAGCCAAGGCAAUCUGAUGGCUGAGGACGGGCCUUGGAACAGUGUCUUACUGUCAUCCGAUGAGGAGAGGAGUGGAUGGACCAAAAUCAACCGGGAUGACUGUGAGGCGGAGCAGCAUGCGGUAACAAACGCCCGCUUAGUUCUGCAUGUGAGAACCGAUGAGCGGAAGAUGCCCAGAUAG
Trichoderma citrinoviride is the source of this 501-nucleotide messenger RNA. RefSeq lists its product as hypothetical. Bases 1 to 501 code for a protein of 166 amino acids. The record is from RefSeq and is a predicted model, not a curated record. The transcript is spliced from 2 exons. Lineage: Eukaryota; Fungi; Ascomycota; Sordariomycetes; Hypocreales; Hypocreaceae.